Molecule: messenger RNA, 1507 nt
Organism: Candoia aspera
Lineage: Eukaryota; Metazoa; Chordata; Lepidosauria; Squamata; Candoiidae
Gene: LRTM1
Product: leucine rich repeats and transmembrane domains 1
Exons: 3
Coding region: 246-1283 (345 amino acids)
Cellular component (GO): plasma membrane
Molecular function (GO): protein binding
Source: RefSeq, a predicted model, not a curated record
AUCUCUGCGCACAGCAAAGCACAGUUGAAAUGGAGAAAGGAGCCUAAUCGAAUGGAAAAAAGAGACUGCAUUUUAUACGGAUUCACUUAACUGGUCCUGUGGUAGCAAGCAUAGUAAUUUAUGAAUUAAGGCAUCGACGGACACACAAAACCCGUCUAAACGGCAACGGCAACUCUGUUAGAGGGAAUUACUGCUCCUCAUAAAAAUUGAACAGAACCUUCUGCAAACUUGACAAGUGAAGAACCAUGAAUGGUUCACUGCUUUUUGUUUCAAGCAUCAUCAUACUGGUAGAUGUGGUGACUGGCUGUCCCCCCACAUGUCUGUGUCAUCCAAUAUCAAAGACAGUGGACUGCAGAAAUCGAGGACUUGCUGAAGUUCCUUCCCACUUACCUGCUGAAACUCAAAUAUUACUUUUGUCAAACAACAACAUUCAGAAACUCAGUCAAAGGACUUUUAGGGGCACACAGACUCUCAACAUUCUGGACUUAUCUAACAAUUCUAUCUCAGGUUUAUUACCUGAAACAUUCAAAGGACUGGAACACUUGCAGAUUCUAAAUCUAACACAUAAUUUCCUUAAAUAUGUAGAUAAUAAGACUUUUAGUUCUCUACCACACCUACGAGAACUAGAUUUAUCAUCAAACAAUAUAGCAAGGCUUCCUAGAACUCUAGGAAACAAGACGGAGAACAUUACUUUAUUAUCCCUGAGAUAUAACCAACUUCAGGAAGUUGACAGACUUCUGUUAGAAUCACUCCCAAAUCUGAAAAUGAUUCUUUUCAAGGGUAAUUUCUGGCAAUGCAAUUGUCAAGUCUUUGGGCUUAAAUUAUGGCUGGAAAUCUUCCUGUACAAUGGAGGAAUUAGUGAUGAAGUCAUCUGUUCAAUUCCUGAAAGCCGGAAGGGAAAGGACCUCCUCAAAAUUCCAUAUGAGUUGUAUGGGACCUGUUCUCCUCCAGCUUCUCCUGUUCACCAGGUCUACUGGCAUCACAACUCUGAGCAUAAAGGUGCUGUCAAGCACACCCACCCCAGUGAAUACGGAGGAAACAGCACGCGCGCAAACUGUGAACCGAAAUCAAAGCCACGGUCCCCUAGCUUGCGUCAUUCCAUUGCCACUGUGGCUAUAACUGGUGUGGUCUGUGGGAUCAUAUGCCUCAUGAUGUUGGCUGCUGCAGGGUAUGGCUGUGCCUAUGCUGUAAUUACAGCAAAAUAUCACCAGGAAAAUUCAUACCCUGGCAAGGAGAAGGAGAGUUGUGAAGAAAAAGAGCCAUUUGAGAAUACAUUGGCUUGAGUUUCUGAUGGCUCUGAACUACCCAGAGGAAAUGCUCUGGGUGGCUGUGGUUCCUCUUUUCUCUAGGACCAGAAGAGUAUUGAAAUAGGUUUAAUGUAUCCUGAGGAUUGAUUUCCUUGGUACAGGAAUAUUCUUCAGCAUAGAAAUAUUGUAAUAUGUAAUGUUUGAUAUUUGCCUGGUUUAUUUGUAUUGUUUUGACCCUGUUUACAUAUGGUAGGAUUGUA